AUGAAAAACUGGAACAAAUGGAUCCAAGCGGGUAUUGUGUUUACAGUGUUCGUGCUGGUACGGCUGCUGCUGGGUGGCGAAGAUGACGCACGACACCCUGGUCCGUCUUACUUCUUCCGUGAGCCGCAAGUCAGACGGGAACUGAACCCGGAUGCCUCGCUGUCCGUACCUUUCCUCGACAAGAUCAACAGCUUUUGGCUUGUGAAGGGGGAGACGCAGAUACGCAAUCUGGGAAAUAUACGGUUAACUUCGCGCGGCCAGCCUGACCAGUAUGGAAUGAUAGUUUCGAAUGGCGCGGGAGAUAACGUCCUGGACGACUUUGAGACCAUCGUGUCAUUCAAAAUAUACAACAAGAACAAUGGACGAGGUGCAGGCUCGAUGGGCGAUGGAAUGGUGGUCAUGUUAACUCCGGAAAAGGAUUUUGUUGCUUCUAAUCUGUUAUCUUCGUACGCCCGACAGCAGUACGAGCAUAAUUCUGGUGGUAUUCUGUACAACGACCGCGAGCUCAUGGGCUUGCCGCGCAACCUUCCAGGACUGGCAGUCGUAGUGGACACCUAUAGAAAUAAUCCCAAGACAAAAAUUAGGCCACCAUUCAUGACUGUCUUGCUUAAUAUGGACCCGCAGAGUCACCAUUACAACAGUGCGUCAGACGGAACGCAGAGCACAGGAUACUUGCUGGCCGGUCCUCUCAAAUUAAAGAACACUUUGCUGUCUGGAAGGGAUGCGAAAUUACGAAUAAUAUAUUUGGAGACCAUAGGCUUUUUGAGAAUCGACGUAUGCUACUCUGACAAGGAAGAGUGGAUAGAACUUUUCCAAAAGGACACAAAUCUGUAUCUGCCGAAAAACAAAAAAACUGGCGAGAGGUACAUCGCAAUUGCGGCUCUUACCGGCCAAUUAUCUGAAACGGUAGAGGUCAAACAGGUUCAGACUUCCGAGUUUCAUUGGAAGGGCCACGAAAGUCAGGACUUUGAUUAUGCAGAAGAAAUGCGGUUUUUCUUGGCUCACGAAUUUGGCGAACGCAUACAUGUUCAUGAAAGGCACCAUGACGAGUGGCAGAGGGCAAAAACGCAAGGUAUGACCAACCAAGACCUUGAACGAAACAAAGCUUCGUACUCGCUCCCUUCCUCUUUGUCAUCAUCAUUAUCGUCAUUUUUCCAUUUCGUAACGAAAUGGGCUUGCAUCAUGCUGUUGGUCUACGGACUGUCGGUACUGGCGCGAAUCAUCUUGAAACAUAGACGCAGAGAUCAUACUAACAGGCGAGCUGGUAUUUUAGGCUAG
Messenger RNA from Lachancea dasiensis, 1278 nucleotides. Lineage: Eukaryota; Fungi; Ascomycota; Saccharomycetes; Saccharomycetales; Saccharomycetaceae. The record is from the annotation of a GenBank genome assembly.